Cynara cardunculus var. scolymus (artichoke) is the source of this 1444-nucleotide messenger RNA. RefSeq lists its product as uncharacterized. NCBI's taxonomy places the organism in Eukaryota, Viridiplantae, Streptophyta, Magnoliopsida, Asterales, Asteraceae. Gene Ontology annotation, biological process: protein ubiquitination. Gene Ontology annotation, cellular component: membrane. The coding region runs from base 432 to 1211 and encodes 259 amino acids. The transcript has 9 exons. Gene Ontology annotation, molecular function: ubiquitin-protein transferase activity; zinc ion binding. The record is from RefSeq and is a predicted model, not a curated record.
GGGAAACCGUAAUGAAUGAACGUGGAAGGAUUGUGAUGAUGAUGAUGGUGUAGAGAAAACUGCUUCUGCAAUCGCCAUUGAAAUUCUAUUGUUUCCCCAAGAAUCUAGAUGAGACAGAGAUUAGGGUUUUGUUGUUCUUCAAUUAACCCACAAUCAAAAAAUCCAAUUGCAAUUGAUGGUAAUACCAACAUGGUGGUAAGCGAGACACUCGAUCCGUUGCUUCAAUUCCAAGCUGCAAUUCUCGAAGAAACCCCAAUCUAUGGACAACGAAAGGAUUGCACAACACAACUUCGUUCUGUUUCAGUUCGUAUGUCCUUUUGAUUCCUUUUCUCAAUCUCCCAGAUCCAUAGCGAAAGAGGACUAGUUGUUCACGGGGUUUGUUAGGAUCGUACGUUUUCAAAUCUCUAUACUAUUUUUCAUUUCUCAAAAGAAUGAGGGAUCAUUUUGUGUUGCUGGUUGAUCGAUUGCUCACUGAAUCAACUCUUGAGGCUGCGAUUGAGACUGAACAUAGAUUGCAUAAUUGCACAAAUGAAGAAAUGGUUGCUGAUGUUUCUUCUCAUAGGAUGGAUCUCAGUUUCGAAUCAUCAGCCAAGAAAUUGGUGGAAUGCAGGAUUUGCCAUGAUGAAGAUGAAGAUUCGAACAUGGAGACACCAUGUUCAUGCUGUGGCAGCUUGAAGUACGCCCAUCGUAGAUGUGUUCAACGGUGGUGCAACGAGAAGGGAAACACUAUAUGUGAGAUUUGCCUCCAGCCGUUCAAUCCCGGUUAUACAUCACCACCUCCGUUGUUCCAUUGUGAUGGCAUUCCGAUGAAUUUCAGGGGAAACUGGGAGAUUUCCCAAAGGGAUCUCUACAAUUUGCGGUUUUCAGCAAUGGUUUCAGCUGGUCAUGAUGAACCCGACUUCGAUGAGUAUAUUACGCCUAGUUCAAGAAGCUUGAUGUGUUGUCGUGUAGUCGCUGUAAUUUUUAUUACUCUUCUCGUGUUGCGUCAUACUCUACCGAUCAUCAUCGAUGGCACCGGAGGAUACGCUGUUACAAUGUUCACGUUGAUCAUGUUAAGGUGCAUCGGCGUUAUGCUGCCAAUAUAUAUCAUGAUUAGAGCUUUUAGUGCCGUUCAACGCGGCCAGCAACUACCGGAUCAGCCGUACUUCUCGGAUGAAGAGAACGAUCUGCCACGAUCACUGUCUCAUCCAAGUCUCAUUCGUGCCCAAUGAUUUCCGUCAAGUGAAACGGACCUUGGAUACGUUGUCCGUAUGCAUCAUGGAGCUUCGUUGGGACUAGAAGAUUCCCGUUGGUGCAAAACUCCGAAACCUCGAGUAUCGUGUUUAUACGUUUAGAAGAUCGACGAGAUAGGUUGGUUAUCGGAGGGGGAUAGAGAGUGUGGAUGAUUUAUAUACGUAAUCCGGUAUCGUAUUUAAAUCAACUAAGGAGUAUGAAUAUACUUUGG